AUGGUGCACCUGACUGAUGCCGAGAAGGCUGCCAUCUUCGGCCUGUGGGGGAAGGCCAACGCUGACCCAGUUGGCGCUGAGGCCCUGGGCAGGCUGCUGGUUGUCUACCCUUGGACCCAGAGGUUCUUUGAACACUUUGGGGACCUGUCCUCUGCCUCUGUUGUCAUGGGCAAUGCCCAGGUGAAAGCCCAUGGCAAGAAGGUGAUCCAUGCUUUUGCUGAUGGCCUGAAACACCUGGACAACCUCAAGGGCACCGUUUCUGCCCUGAGUGAGCUGCACUGUGACAAGCUGCACGUGGAUCCUGAGAACUUUAGGCUCCUGGGCAAUAUGAUCGUGAUUGUGCUGUCCCACGACCUGGGCAAGGAUUUCACCCUUGCUGCACAGGCUGCCUUUCAGAAGGUGGUGGCUGGUGUGGCCUCUGCCCUGGCUCACAAGUACCACUAACCCCCUUUC
Messenger RNA from Microtus ochrogaster (prairie vole), 453 nucleotides. Its product is annotated as hemoglobin subunit beta-like. NCBI's taxonomy places the organism in Eukaryota, Metazoa, Chordata, Mammalia, Rodentia, Cricetidae. The transcript has a single exon. The record is from RefSeq and is a predicted model, not a curated record. The coding region runs from base 1 to 444 and encodes 147 amino acids.